Quercus robur (English oak) is the source of this 1620-nucleotide messenger RNA. RefSeq names its product probable receptor-like protein kinase At5g24010. Gene Ontology annotation, molecular function: protein kinase activity. The coding region runs from base 75 to 1064 and encodes 329 amino acids. The transcript is spliced from 2 exons. NCBI's taxonomy places the organism in Eukaryota, Viridiplantae, Streptophyta, Magnoliopsida, Fagales, Fagaceae. The record is from RefSeq and is a predicted model, not a curated record.
CAUCCCUAGCAACCCAUCAUAAAUUCAUAAUUACCACAGAAGAACUAGCUACUCUCACAAAAAAAUCUGUGGAAAUGGUUCACUCCUAUAAGACUCUUUCCCAACUCCGCCUCCUCUUACCUCUCCGCUUCUCUUUACUUCUGCUUCUCUCAUCAGUUUACACUGUUGCUGACAAGUACUUCAUCAACUGUGGAGCAAGCUCCAACGCCAGCUUCUACAACAACAGCCAGGACUUUGUUCCUGACAUCAACUCUAAUUUCCCUUGUUUCUCAACUGGGAAAAGUGAACAAGUCAGCAACACAUCAGCAUCGAUUCAAGAACUAUAUCAAACAGCAAGAGUUUACAGACAGCCAUGUUCUUAUAGCUUUGAAAUCGAGCAGAAUGGUACUUACAUAGUACGCCUCCAUUUCUUUGCUUACCUGUCACGUGUUGCUAAUCUAUAUGAUGCACUGUUCAAUGUUUCGGCUUCUGGGUUUUCACUUUUAACCAAUUUCAGCAUCCGAAACAGCAGUGGUUCUCCGGUGAUCAAGGAAUUCUUCCUCACCAUCCCACAAGGAGAGUUUAAAAUCCAUUUCAUACCUUCUCAAGACUCCUCUUUGGCUUUCGUAAACGCCAUAGAAGUCUUUCUUGCCGACGAGACCCGCAUCACUGAUAAUGUUACUCGCGUUACUUCUGCUGGAAAUGUUGGUAACUACAAAGGUUUGCUCUCUCAGUCUCAGGUUCUGCAUACAAUCCAUAGGAUCAACUUUGGAGGUUCCCAAAAUGAAUUCGAUGACUUGUGGAGGAAUUGGGUACUAGAUGAUAGUUACUUAAUACUCAACCGCGAUUCUGCAAAGAACAGCACGCCUCAUAGUCAAACGCCUAAUUACGACCCUGCACGGGCCACAAAGUAUACUGCCCCAGAUCGUGUCUACCAGACAGCCAAACAAUUGAAGGAAGUCAGUGGCAACAACGCCAGUCUCCUAAAUUUAACUUGGCGUUUUCCUGUCAGUAAGAAUACUAGACACUUUGUUCGGGUCCAUUUCUGUGACAUAAUGAUUCUGGAUUUACGAAUUUUAGUAUAAGCCCUUCAGAGCAUGACUCUCCCAUUCUUAAUGCGUUUUUGAAUGGGCUGGAGAUUAUGGAGUUCAUGAAGACAUCAGGUCCCAUACUGGUGGAAUGUGAACCAGUUACAAACAAGAAACACUCCCCUGUUAUAAUGAUCAUUGGUUCUGUAUGUAGUGGGGCAUUUGUAAUUUUGAUGACAGUUGUGGCGUGGCGUUUGAAAUGCAGGAAAUCAGUGCCUGACCAAAGUUUGACAAAGCUUCUUUUUGGAUGGCUAAGUUUAAACAGGUUGCCUGAAGGAAGUGCUAAUUCAUCCUUACCUUCGAAGCUGAACCUCAGUUGGAGGAUAUCUUUUGGUGAAAUAAUGUAUGCAACUAAGAACUUCAAUGCAAAAUUUUUUAUUGGUGAGGGUGGAUUUGGCAAAGUCUACAAAGGAACUCUUCGGGAUGGUACGAAAGUGGCAGUAAAACGAAGUGAAGCAAGGCAUGGGCAGGGUAUUGAGGAAUUCCAAACGGAGAUCAUUGUGUUAUCUCAAAUCAGGCAUCGCCAUCUUGUUUCUUUGAUUGGAUACUGUGA